Clunio marinus is the source of this 1909-nucleotide messenger RNA. Lineage: Eukaryota; Metazoa; Arthropoda; Insecta; Diptera; Chironomidae. The record is from the annotation of a GenBank genome assembly.
AGUGGCAACCCCAACCGUUUUUCGUUGGUCGUUUGAAAGCUAUUAAAGAUUUCAAAUAAAUAUUUGUCCCUUGUCUCGGCUUGCUAAUUGGAUUUUAAUUGAAGUUUAUCAGUGUCUAAACUUAAAGUUCUCAUAUCAGCGUGUAGAAAACCAUGGCAAUGAAUCAAGUUCGCAAUUUCGCUCGAAGGUCAACGAUACUCGGUGGCAGAAAUUAUUUUACAUAUUCGAAUCAAAUUUCACAGCCUUUAGAAAGGACACCUCCUUACGCCGAAGCAAGAGAAGCAGUUUCAUGCAUCAAAUCAGGUGACACCGUUUUUGUGCAAGGAGCUGCUGCGACUCCAAAUGUUUUACUUGAAGCAAUGGCACAUCAUGGAAAGGAGAAUAAUCUUAAAGAUAUUACGGUCAUUCAUAUGCAUACUGAAGGACCUGCUUAUUAUGCGCAACCAGAUUAUGCACACAUCUUCCGAUCAAAAUCUACUUUUAUGGGUGGGAAUGUUAGGAAGGCAGUUGCAGAGGGUCGAGCAGAUUCAAUUCCGAUAUUCUUACACGAGAUUCCUUUACUCUUCCGACGUGGAUUAAUCCCAAUUGAUGUUGCAUUAAUACACUCAGCUUCAAUUGACCAGCAUGGAUAUGGAAGCUUGGGAACGUCCGUUGACUGUGUUCGAGCAGCAUGUGAAAAUGCUAAAAAGAUUGUCGCUCAAGUCAAUCCACAAAUGCCAAGAACAUUUGGUGAUGCAAUUAUUCACCACUCACACUUUGACUGUGCUGUGAAUGUUGACGUUCCAUUAUCCAUUCAUCCACAUCGUCAAAUGUCACCAGAAGAAGAAGCGAUUGGUAAAUGGGUUGCAGAAAAUCUUGUUGAAGAUGGAGCGACAUUGCAAAUGGGUAUUGGAAAUAUUCCCGAUGCUGUGCUUGCUCAACUUCAUAAUCACAAAGACUUGGGUAUUCACUCUGAGAUGUUUGCUGGUGGUGUUGUUGAUUUAGUUCGUAAAGGAUGUGUCACAAAUGAUAAGAAAAUUAUUCAUCGUGGUAGAAUUGUUGGAAGCUUCUUAGUUGGAACAAAAGAACUUUAUGAUUUCGUCGACAACAAUCCUUUCAUCGAAAUGCUGGAAAUCAAUUAUGUAAACGACACUAAAAUUGUAUCACGUAAUCCAAAAAUGACAGCAAUUAACAGUGCAAUUGAGGUUGACUUAACCGGCCAAGUCUGCGCUGACUCGAUUGGAACGCGAAUGUUUUCAGGAUUUGGUGGACAAGUUGAUUUCAUUCGAGGUGCUGCUGAAGGUUUCGAUGGAAAAGGAAAGCCAAUUAUUGCUUUGCCAUCAACAACCAACAAAGGCGAAAGUAAAAUAGUUCCGACAUUGAAAGUCGGUGCCGGUGUUGUCACCAGUCGUGCCCAUGUGCAUUAUGUUUGCACUGAAUUUGGUAUUGCAAAUUUAUUCGGAAAAUCAUUACGACAGCGUGCCUGGGGAUUGAUUCAAAUAUCUCAUCCUGAUCAUCGUGAAGCUUUGGAAAAGGCGGCAUUCGAACGUCUCAAGACAAUGCCAUCACCUCAUUAAAGACUUUUAUCUAAUUACAACGAAAAAAUAUAUAAAAUUUUAUUUUAAAAAUUGUACACUCCCUAAAUUUAACCGCGUACCUUUGUAGUUUAUAGAACUAAAGAAGCAACACCGGAAGUUACUACUAAGUGUUCAUAAAUUAUCGGACAAUUAAAUUAUCAUUUGGUUGUAAAGAGUAAAUUUUCUGAGAAACAAAAACUUGCAUUUCGAAACUUGUUAACUUAUUUUUAAAUAUUUAAUUGGGUAUUAAUAAAGAGGUAGCCAUUGGAAGCCAUUUGAUGUCUUUUAAAUUGCCACAAUGUCAUUUAUUUGUUCAUGGAAGUUUAAGAAGAUAUCAUGAGCAUGACGAUAUG